Molecule: messenger RNA, 417 nt
Organism: Zychaea mexicana
Lineage: Eukaryota; Fungi; Mucoromycota; Mucoromycetes; Mucorales; Lichtheimiaceae
Exons: 2
Coding region: 1-417 (138 amino acids)
Source: RefSeq, a predicted model, not a curated record
AUGCCUGACAUGGGUUUCUACGAAGGUCAUUUAAAAGCAUCGAUCAUGCACGUCCUCCGAAAAGACACAAGAGCAGUGCGCGCUAUGAGCAUUCGCAACGGAUUAUCUGUAGAAAUGAUAAUCUGUAAACCUCUGCUGAAGGAUGAGCAGAAAUUUGAGUUUAUCAGCGACAAGGCCAACGAGGUCAGCGUGGAUGGCGAGAAGGAUGUGCGGCCCAUUGGUAAUAAGAAAGCCAAGGCUCUGAAGAGACGACACGCCGAAGACGACGAUCUCGAGAGCCUGGCUGGUGAACAGGUGAAGCUCGCCCGUCUGGAGGUCGUCGAGGAAGGAAAGAGUAGGAGACUUUUGGAGAAAUGCUGGAGGAGGCGCAAAAGGCGAAUGAAGAGGCGCAACUGGCAAGGAUUUGGAUUCUCUUAG